Molecule: messenger RNA, 2206 nt
Organism: Conger conger (European conger)
Lineage: Eukaryota; Metazoa; Chordata; Actinopteri; Anguilliformes; Congridae
Exons: 8
Coding region: 62-880 (272 amino acids)
Cellular component (GO): membrane
Source: RefSeq, a predicted model, not a curated record
UUGCACAGGUUGUGGACUGGAGCAGUCAGAGGCUCAGUAAGAAGAAGAUAGUUCCGAUAUUAUGUCUCCACAUCGUGAAAUUAUGGAUAAACCAAGAGGAAAUUGUUGCCAGUGUAUGAUCAAAUAUACCCUGUUCGUCUUCUGCUACGUAUUUUGGGUAACCAGUGCUGUUUUAAUUGCAGUGGGUAUAUAUGCCAAGGUUGCAAAGGAGGGAGGUGUGGUGGAUUCUCUGACAGCAGACCCUGCCCUUUUGCUCAUCACCAUUGGCUCCUUGAUGUUCAUAAUCACCUUCUUCGGUUGUUUCGGAGCGCUACGCAACGCAGUGAUACUGUUAAAACUGUUUUUAGGGAUUCUGGUGGCCAUCCUUCUCCUGCAGAUAGCUGCUGCUGUGCUUGGCUUCCUGUUCUCAGACCUGGUUCUGGACAGAACGGAGCAGCUGAUGAGCAAAGGGAUCAUACGUUACCGUGAGGAUAUGGACCUGGAGAACCUGAUAGACUUUGUACAGAAGAAGUUCCAGUGCUGUGGAGUAGACUCGCACCGAGACUGGUCUGCCAACGUGUACUUCCGGUGUGACGAGAUAAACCCCAGUUUGGAGGGGUGCGGGGUGCCCUUCUCCUGCUGUGUACGGCACAAAAACGAGACGAUCCCGAACACCAUGUGCGGCUAUAACGUGCAGAACCUGGAGGAGGCCUCUGCUGCAAAGAUCAUCUACACCAUCGGCUGUCUCGGGAAGAUGGUCUUGUGGGGGAAGAGGAACCUGUACCUUAUAGCAGGAAUGGCAGUCGGACUGCUGGGCCUCGAGAUAUCAAUGAGCUGUCUGGCUGCGGCCCAGAUGUCUCACAUCAGGAGGAAACUACAGAGCGACGGAAACGUCUACUGACGCAGAGGAGGUUGUGUCGGCUAGCGAUGCCCCAGUGCGUUAGGACGUCAACGGAGCUCUCCGGGGGCUGAAAAUAAUUGUUUUCGUCAUGUUCAACGGGGCAUAAAGGAUUCGGUAUACGCUCUGUAACUACAUGCUGCUGGUGAAGAGGAUAUGAGACUCUGGAGCGCCUGUGUAUCACCUUGUAUCUGUGAAUAUGUUCCUGAAGCUCAGUGACUGGUCCCAGUUUUAAUGUUUACCAUUGUGAAAACAAAUCUACCUUGUACAAAUCAUGCCAUCAUUGGACAAAAGCACAGACACUAGGUUCUGGGGGACUGGGAAUGGAAACAUUAGCUUAAUAAAUGUUUUGUUUAUGUGUAAUUCAUUUAAUGUGGUUAGAAAUGUAUUUAUCAAAACUGCAAUCUUGUGGAAUAUAUGCUUUUUUUUUUUUUUAAACUGCCACGUCAAUUGAAAGUGUUUACAAAUAGAUCUUUAUUCUUUGUAAAGUUCAAUGUAUUACAGUACAUUAUUAACGGGCUGUUUUAAGUUAAGCCAGUCUUGCUACUCUGUGAAACACAACAUUAUUUAGCAAAAGGAUACGCGUGCAUUUUAACAAGAUGUACUGUCUAAUUUCUACACCAUAUGCACUGUACUGUGAUUUUGUGAAUGAUACUAAUAAUAUUAAAUAAUAUAGAGAAAACCCGUAAUGCAUAGUCACAUCAACCAAAGCCUGGUGAUUACCCUCAACCUUAACCCAACUCUGAUUCUCUCUAGGGGGCUUUGUGAUGAAUAAAAGGCUUUCUCGGGUAAAAAUCCACAGCUGCGUCUGUCCCAAACCGACCGCAAAGUCAAUCAGCCGUCAUAGCAGGAGGCAGGCGUUUGACGACUUCAUCCUGAUGCCGCGGCGACGGACAGGCUUGAUCUCCUCCUCCUCCUCGGUCGGUGCAGGGUUCUCGGAUAGCUUCCCUUUGGAAAUGACUCGGUACUGCCCUCGAAUGUUCUGGAGCGGGUCGUAGUUCGGACUGACGUGCGUCGGACAGCGGAAUUUCUCCCUGAUCACGUGACCCAGCUGAGAGACCGCGACGAGGCCAUCGCUGGAGGCUAUGAUGUUCGUGACCGAGGCGUAGACAUACUGGACAACGAGUAAAUGCCCUACAAAUGACAGCAAUAAAGAAAAGGUCAAUUAUUCUAGGUAUUAACUUUUAUCCUGGAAAUAAAAAGUGACAAGAGUGUUUAAGAUGAUUUGUGUUUAGUGUUUGCGAAAAGAAGUGAAUGUGUGUAAGGCUUCAUAUUGUCUAGCAGUGAUCCUCUGCUUGUUUUCAAAUAAUAAAAAUGAUUACCACUGGA